AUGGCUGAAAAACAACAGAGUUCAGGUUACAGCAGUGGUGGAAACAUUAUCCCUACUCCUGAAGAAGCUGCUACCUUCCAGCCCCAAGUUGUUGCUGAAGGUGGAUGGGAUAAAUGUUGGGAAGACAAGGUAACACCAUGGGAUCAAGGAAGAGCCACACCUCUCAUUGUUCAUCUUCUCGACACUUCAUCUCUCCCUCUUGGCCGUACUCUUGUCCCCGGCUGUGGCGGAGGACACGAUGUAGUUGCGAUGGCAUGCCCUGAACGCUUCGUCGUUGGAUUGGACAUUUCUGAUAAGGCUCUCAAGAAAGCUAAUGAGACUUACGGCUCCUCACCGAAUGCAAAGUACUUUUCGUUCGUGAAGGAAGAUGUUUUCACUUGGCGUCCUGAAGAAAAGUUCGACCUCAUCUUUGAUUAUGUGUUUUUCUGCGCAAUUGAACCAGAGUUGAGACCUGCAUGGGGUAAAUCCAUGCAUGAACUGCUAAAACCUGACGGCGAACUCAUAACUCUUAUGUAUCCGAUGACCGACCACGAGGGUGGAGCUCCCUACAAAGUAGCUUUAUCUUCAUAUGAAGAUGUGUUGGUUCCGGUAGGGUUUAAAGCAGUGUCCGUUGAGGAGAACCCAGACUCCAUUCCCACUCGGCAAAGAGAAGCUUGCGAGGUGGAAGAAGAUCAACUGAUGCUUAAUCAAGCGAGAGAUCUUACGCUGUUUAGUAAGAUCAGUGUGUGUGUACUAAGAAUAAAUUGAGUAUCAUACUCUAUGUAAAAUAUGUAUGUUUGACU
Camelina sativa (false flax) is the source of this 782-nucleotide messenger RNA. Lineage: Eukaryota; Viridiplantae; Streptophyta; Magnoliopsida; Brassicales; Brassicaceae. The record is from RefSeq and is a predicted model, not a curated record.